Messenger RNA from Lactuca virosa, 2588 nucleotides. The record is from the annotation of a GenBank genome assembly. NCBI's taxonomy places the organism in Eukaryota, Viridiplantae, Streptophyta, Magnoliopsida, Asterales, Asteraceae.
AGGAAAAAUUUCGAUCCCAUGGCGUCAGUUUAACUGUCAAAUAUGUACAUUGGGCAAAUGGUGCUACGUGUUUCCGACAUUAUCGUAGGUUUUGGAGCCAUUUGGAUUCUAAACAGGAAGUCAACAAAUUGCGUUACCUACCUGCUUUCUUCUGAUCCGACCGCGUGUUGACCGCCGAUAACUCGCAACUCCGUCACCAUCACCACCACCAAUCAUUCAACUUCAGACGACUUUGAAAAGGCAACGAAAGGCUAUCUCUGUUGAUGAUUCUCACUAAUCCGUGAGUUUUUUGAGCAACGAUUUGGGAUUACCAAAUGAUUGUCUCUGGUCUUCUAACGUCUGUUUCAAUCAAUUUUGCGCUUUGUUCAAUCUUCUUCAUCUUGUAUUCGGUGUUGAGGAAACAACCUGGAAAUUACAAAGUAUAUGCUCCACGUUUGCUUGCUGAAGGGAGAGCAGAACGACCAAGUCGAUUCAAAUUAUUCAGGUUGUUACCAACUGCUGGUUGGAUAUGGAAUGCAUGGCAGCCUUCAGAAGAUGAUCUGUUAGCAUAUUCAGGACUCGAUGCUGUGGUAUUCAUGCGAAUUAUCAUCUUCAGUUUAAAAGUGUUCAGUAUUGCUGGAUUUAUUGGAAUCUUUGUUCUAAUUCCUGUGAACUGCUCUGGAAAUCAGUUGCAAAACAUCGAUUUGAUAAACAUUUCAAACAAUUCACUGGAAAUAUUUAGCAUUUCGAAUGUAAACAAUGGCUCAGACAGUUUAUGGAUACAUGUAGGUGCUGUAUAUCUUCUCACCAUUAUUGUGUGUUACCUUCUCUUUACAGAAUAUAGAUAUAUAGCUUCAAAGAGGAUUGAUUAUUUCUGUUCAUUAGAACCUCAACCAAAUCAAUUCACUAUCCUAGUCAGCAAUAUACCUGUUCCAAAAGGGAGCACUGUUGGCCAGAGUGUUGAAAAGUUUUUCACUGAAAAUCACCCCAACACUUAUCUAUCUCAUGUCGUGGUUCAUCGAAAGAGCAAAAUGUGGACUGUAACUAAUGCUGCAAAGAAGAUCUACAGAAGGAUUAUGAAUUCCAUAAAGCCGCCAAAUGAGCCACAGUUCAUGCAUUAUGGUCAUUUAGAGGCGAAUGUGAAAAAGGACCAUUCAAGAGAGGAAGUGAGAGCUGCGUUUGUGUCUUUCAAGUCACGUUAUGGUGCUGCAGUUGCUAUUCACAUGUUACAAGCAAAUAAUCCAACACAAUGGCUAACUGAGCCAGCACCCGAGCCACAAGAUGUGUAUUGGCCAUUCUUUUCUUCAACAUUCAUGGGAAGAUGGAUUUCUAGACUGGUAGUCAUUGUAGGGUGUAUGCUUCUUACAAUUGUAUUCCUUAUUCCAGUUUUUAUAGUUCAAGGACUCACAAAUCUUGCUCAGCUAGAAACUUACUUCCCCUUCCUCCAAGGCAUCCUUACCAUGUCUAUUGUAAGUCAAGUAAUCACGGGUUAUCUUCCAAAUCUGAUACUUCAAGUAUCACUGAAAAUAGUCCCUCCAAUCAUGAAACUUCUAUCUUCAGCACAAGGCUACAUUUCCAUUAGUGAGAUCGAAAGAAGCGCGACUCACAAAGUAAUCUGGUUUACUGUUUGGAAUGUCUUCUUCGCCAAUGUUUUAUCCGCCUCAGCCUUCAGUCUCAUUUUCAUAUUUCUAGAAUUCAAAGACAUUCCUUCAAAGCUAGCUGUCUCCGUCCCCGCCCAAGCGUCAUUUUUCAUUGCUUAUGUUAUGACAUUAGGGUGGACGAGCACUUCUUCAGAACUCUUCCGUGUCGUUCCUUUCAUUGCAAGUCUAAUAACCAAACCCUUUGUUAAAAAUCCAGACGAUUUCACAGUUCCAUCUUUUCCUUAUCAUCAAGACAUUCCCAAAAUUCUUUUUUUUGGACUUUUGGGGUUUACUUAUUUUUUUCUUGCUCCUCUCAUUAUUCCUUUUCUCUUGGGUUACUUUUCUCUCGCGUACAUCAUUUAUCGUAACCAGCUUUUGAAUGUAUACGCGCCAAAGUAUGAAUCUGGAGGAAAAUUUUGGCCAGUUGUUCAUGAUUCGACUAUUUUCUCACUUGUUUUGAUGCAAUUCAUAGCAUUUGGGAUCUUUACUUUGAAGAAGCUUCCUCAUUCAACAAGUGCGACUCUUCCUCUUCCGAUUCUCACUCUUUUGUUCAAUGAAUAUUGUCGAAAGCGGUUUCUACCCAUUUUUAUGGCCUAUUCAACCGAGACUUUAUUAAAGAAAGACAGAGAAGAUCGAAAUCUACCUGGAAUGGCUCGGUUUUUAGGGCAACUUGGUGUGGUGUAUUAUGACCCUGCGUUAGUGCCUCUUACGUAUUCUAGAAGUCAAGAUACUCUUCAUGAACCCCUUAUACCUACACAAGUUCGACGCUAAAAUAAUAUAUAAUGUACUUAGUCUUUUAAGAUACUAGUUAAGUCAUCAUGAUAUGUGUGAAAAAUCAGAUUUUUUUUUUUUAUAAACCUCCAUUCUUUUUUAUGCUUGAAAAUCUUGUAAUUAUGUGUUCGAGUUGUAAUUUGUAAAAAGGCGUUCUUGUUAUGUGCAUAGAUUCAUAUGUAACGUCAAAAUGCUCAC